Molecule: messenger RNA, 957 nt
Organism: Condylura cristata (star-nosed mole)
Lineage: Eukaryota; Metazoa; Chordata; Mammalia; Eulipotyphla; Talpidae
Product: olfactory receptor 10AG1-like
Exons: 1
Coding region: 1-957 (318 amino acids)
Biological process (GO): G protein-coupled receptor signaling pathway
Cellular component (GO): membrane
Molecular function (GO): olfactory receptor activity; G protein-coupled receptor activity
Source: RefSeq, a predicted model, not a curated record
AUGGAAUUCCCAGGACAAAACAUCUCACAGGACAACCAUACUACACUGGAGGAAUUCACCCUCAUUGGGUUUUCUGAUAUUCCCAACCUUCAAGGAUUACUUUUCGCUGUAUUUCUAAUACUCUAUAUUAUUAUUCUUAUGGGAAAUAGCCUCAUUAUCAUGAUAACUAAGGUUGACCCUUCACUACAGACCCCCAUGUAUUUUUUCAUUGGGAAUUUUUCCGUUUUGGAAAUAUGUUAUGUGUCAGUGACGCUUCCCAGAUUAUUAACAGAUCUCUGUGGACAAAAUAGAAAAAUUUCCUUUCUGGCCUGUGCUGUUCAAAUGUAUUUCUUCCUGAUCUUGGGUGCCACUGAGUGCUUCAUCCUCACUGCCAUGGCUUAUGACAGGUAUGUGGCCAUCUGUAACCCACUUCUCUACCCUGUCAUCAUGAACAACAGGCUGUGUAUUCAGCUGGCAGUUGCCUGCUGGACUGCUUCAAUUCCAGUGUACACAGGAUUCACUGCUAUACUCUUCACUUCACCCUUCUGUGGAUCUAACCAGUUGAAUCACUUUUUCUGUGAUGUCCCUCCAGUUGUUCAGCUUGUUUGUGGGGACACUUUCAUACUUGAGAUGCUGACUUACGUGAUUGCUGCUUUAGUUGUUACGAUCCCUUUUUUCUUGAUACUUGUAUCUUAUGUGAAAAUAAUCUCCACCAUCCUGAAGCUGCCAUCAGCCUCUGGGAGAGCCAAGGCCUUCUCCACUUGCUCUUCCCAUCUCAUGGUUGUGACUUUGUUCUUUGGAUCAGGCAUCAUAGUGUAUAUGAAACCCAAGUCCACUCACUCAACAGGAAUGGACAAAUUCUUUUCUCUUUUUUAUACCAUCUUGAUACCUGUGUUUAACCCCAUUAUAUAUUGUCUGAGAAACAAAGAUGUUAUGGUAGCUUUGGGAAAAUUCCUGCAGAAAUGGAUUUUGCUGUGA